Messenger RNA from Synchiropus splendidus (mandarinfish), 5288 nucleotides. It is a transcript of the gene map6a, whose product is annotated as microtubule-associated protein 6a. Gene Ontology annotation, molecular function: calmodulin binding; microtubule binding. Bases 215 to 1606 code for a protein of 463 amino acids. Gene Ontology annotation, biological process: regulation of microtubule cytoskeleton organization; cytoskeleton-dependent intracellular transport; microtubule cytoskeleton organization. Lineage: Eukaryota; Metazoa; Chordata; Actinopteri; Syngnathiformes; Callionymidae. The transcript has 5 exons. Gene Ontology annotation, cellular component: Golgi-associated vesicle; microtubule; cis-Golgi network. The record is from RefSeq and is a predicted model, not a curated record.
UGCUGUGUGCUGGAGCGAUGUAGUAGACGCGCAGGACGGAGCGGACACCGAGGGCGACUGCUGAAGAACUGGACCCAGAGCUCUGAAAUACACUUGCAUCAAGGCUUGAGAGGAGUAGCAUGGGCUUGUUGAUGAACAGCAUUUAGCACCGGGAUCAUCCGAGCGGGAAGGCCCAUCUUGAGCCGUUUCAUAGUGGAGCACAUUUGGGUUUGACAUGGCUUGGCCUUGUAUCAGCCGCGCGUGCUGCAUGGCCCGCUUCUGGACGCAGCUGGACAAGGCGGACAUCGCGGUUCCGCUGGUGUUCACCAAGUACACGGACGCGUCAGAGAUGCAGCACGUCCAGCUGCAGCCGCCUCUCCAUCCCUCGCAGGCGCGGGUCGCCAUAGAGACGCAGCCGUCUCGUGCGGGACACCGCAGCAAGACGGCGAGCCGCACGCCCCGCAGGUGCGUGUCAGAGGAGCGCGUGUGCAGCUCGGUGAUGCGCGAGGACUUUAAACACUGGAGAGUUCGCCCGGAGCCGAGCUGUAAACCCAAGAACCAGUACCACGAACCAGACACGCCGUUUAACACCGAGACCCAGUACAUGAAGGACUACAAGCCUUGGCCGAUACCGAAACGGUACGACCACCCCUGGAUACCCAAACCGCCUGCGACGAUAACUGCGGGUGACGACCGGGCGCUGGACCGGUCCAGGCACGCGAAGCAGCGCGCGGCGCACGCGGCGCCGGCGGACAGCGGCGUGGAAAAGAGCGCCAUCGCUGACAAAGUGCAGGAGAAAGACCUGCUCCAGGACCGGAAAAAGAGGAGCACCAAGACCGAGGGGGAGAAGAAGGUGCUCCUGAAGGAGGGAGAGGUGCGAGGGAGGCCGGCGGACGCGGUCAACAGACAGAUCAAACAGGAAAUCUCAACAGGAAGUUCCUACAAAACCGAAUUCAAAGCUUACAGAGACGUCAAGCCUGCAAAGAUGAUCCGGGCCAGGUCCCAGUACCUUCCCCCGGAUGAAAAGACCAACCUGGAGACCAGCUACAGUGCAACUUUCAAGGGUCAAGCUCCGCUGCAGCCAGCUGACAACAAAGCCCUGGAGAGGAGGAGGAUACGGAGCCUGUACAGCGAGCCCUACAUCGAACCCAUCAAACAGGUGGACAGGUAUAGUGUCCCUCGCUCUAAACCCAAAAGGUCUGGAGCUCCAGCCGCAGGCCAGAGCAAGCCGCUGAAGAAAGCCAGAGACAAGCAGGGCUCAGCGCAGAGAGGCUCCAAGAAGACCACGUCGGAGAACCAGCCGGCGACUCGAGCGGCGGUGGGGGACAAGGAGAAAAGUAAAGAGAUGAACAACAAACUGGCUGAGGCAAAAGAGGUUGUUCUAAAACAGUACCACUACAUUCAACUCUGCCAGCCAAUUCGAGAUAUUGGCUGGGUGCAGACGCUAAAGCAACACCUGUGGGGCUGUGCGCUUCCCGAUCCCAGAGAUUCUGAAGACGAGGUUCUCCGACCCGGUCAUCAUCAUCCCCAGGGUGCUGCUGGAGGAGAACCACAGCCACUGCUGGAGAGACGUGAACCACGACGGAGCGGCGGAGUCGUACGAUUUGCUCUCGAUCUGACUGAGUAGCCGGGCCAGUCUCGUCCGGCCGCUGUGUAUAGCUAGUAUUUGAAUUCCACGCGCACAACAAGACACAUUUUGGCAUCUUCAUUGGUGAACCGAGCAUGUUUUAGACCUCAGCAGACCAUGUCAUUUUGAUUUCUCAAAGGUGCUACGAUCGCUGUUUUCUGCUGUUUCGUUUCAGUGUUACACCAUCAAGUGCUUCUAAGUGCAAAUCAACCUGUACUGUAGAGUCAAUAAACAAGCACAACAUGGAGGCUGCUUUUGGUUUCUUCCUGUGGGACCAAGGGUGUGUUUUGGAGCUGCUUGUUGCACACAGUAGGGCUGUCUUGUCUCAGGCUCUGAGUCACUGACCUGAAGCUUUGUCUCGCAGCUUUAACCUGAGGCUGCUGUCUUCUAGGUUGAGUUUUGCAUGAUUCAGAUGAACACGUUUUUUGCUUGUACUCGACACCUGUGUCAUGGCUGCUGGACCGAUCGAACCAGUAAAGGCCCCGCCAUAGUAGCUCCGGGGCAGAGCUCAAAUGUAGAAGUGAACUGAGGUCACACUCGUAGCACAGCAAUAAUAACUGAUGGCAAUAGUUGUGGCAAACCAGGAGGAAACAAUAGUUUACGUGUUACACAUGCUGUUCUGAUCUAGAGUGGUGUCCAUUACACUAAACCUGGGUCACUUAUUUUUUCACAUUAGGUCAUAAUAUAUGAGUAUAAGUUUCAAUUUAUAUGUCAAUCUAUUGAGUCCCCAGUUCUUCAGGGGCUUUGUUCUGAUUUAAACUUGUGCAUUUACAAGAAUAUUGUGCGGUUUGGGGGCCACACGGGGCCCUUUCACAGCCCCUAAAUGGGCCCCAUAAGAAAAAGGGUUAAAAUAAGAUUUUUUUUUAAAUGUAUGUUGUUUUAAACAACACCACAAUUGGGAUUUUUUUUUGUUGUUACAGCAGCACACGAACAUGAAAUAUAUUUUAAUAGAGCUGGGACUUGAAGAGAUACAUUUUGAUAAAUCGAGUAGAAAAAACAGUCACAAACAAUGCAGUUGAAUCACAUUUAAAUGGUCUUUCUCAGGGAAACAUUGUUCAGCGCACCUGCUCCAGGUGCACCUUGUUAUAUAGUAAAAUAUGAUGACAUAACAAAAAACACAGAUGAUGAAGGAGACUCAUGGGACUGAGCGGAUGGAGGGAAAAUAUAAGUUAAAAAAACUUUAGUGUUCACUACCUAUGUGUACAGAUUCAACAAAAAUGUAAUUGAGUUUUUCCCAUUUCACUCACUAUACUACAUAUUUUAUAACCUAGUUGAACCCAGAUGCAGCAGGACAUCACACGACUGGCUGAAUCUUCAGUCCAAAGAAGUGCUAUUACAAUAUGGGGCUAGAAUGGGGCCGUCUUACAUUGGCAUUGACAAAACAAUAUUGGCUGAAAAACAAAAUACAGGAAUUGAAAACAAGAAUAUUGGCUUAAAAAAGAAUAUAGUAAUAAAAAAAGAUUUAUGGGUGAAAAAAUAAAUAUAGUCUUAUUUUUAAUUUUUGUACAUUUUAGUUUUCUACAAAAAUGUUUCAGCCGAUAUUUCGUUUUUCAAUUCCUUUAUUUUUUAUUUCAGCCAGUAUUUUUUUUUAAUGACAAUAUAAGCUGCCCCCAUUCUAGCCCCAUAUUACAAAUGCAGGUUUUUUGUUUAUUAACUCUAAGGCAUUUUUUAUAAAAGAUAAGCGGAGAAAGUCAAAAAACAAAUGUGUUGUUUUGUUGUGGUCAGAAAGGUUGUCUCCUUGUCCCGCUUCAUUCUGGUGCUCAUAUUGGUUCUGACCAUUUCUGUGAUUCAUGUGUUCGUCUGCCGAGUCUCCUCUGGUGAGCAUGAACUCGGGAAGGGGGCGCAGAGCUGUCGCGCCCCAUCAUCCAGUCAUCCGUCCUUGAGGGAUACUCACAAAUAAUUUAAAACUCAAAGAAUUGAACAGGAAGUGAGUGCAAAUCACAGUCAACUAUCGUGCUGCAGAAGCGCAGACGUGGCUCCCAGUCAGUCUAUUUUAGAGCAGCAACCAUGAUUCUUCCUUGGUGGAAGCAAAGGUCCAGUAAUGAGACGUCUCAUAUUUCAAGAGGGACUCUGGUUCGGCUCACAUUUAGAGGACUGUAAUCCAUUUUACACCCCUCAGGUGCUCAGAGGGGUCCAGCUUUGACCCAGAAACACACAUCAGGGUGUUCAAUUAGUAAUGAGCAGUGGGACUAUGAGGUCCUCAGUAAUGCCUGUGACCCUCACACACACACACUCUCUCUUGCACCGCUAUCCUUGUGGGGACAUUUCAUUGACUUUCACCAGGCUCUCACACUAAACCUAACCAUCCGCAACAACUGGCUGACCUUUACCAUGGCUCUUAGUUAUUUGGAACCUCAAAUUGAAACCAGCAAAAACGCCCCCACAAGUAUAACUAAAGCAGCAACACACACUCAGGGAAGACCACUUUGUUCUUAAACAUAUCUUAAAUUAUUUGUUCUAGAAAGGGUUGGAUGAUAACAUACUCUUAAAUAAAAGAAUUCGUUCCUUCUUUAAAUUUUAUUAUAUAUUAAAAAAAACAGGGAGCUAUUUAUAAUGGUUUUGCUGGAGAAGUCGAUUCAUGGCUGAAUUGUUAAAAUGCUCAACAAUGAAGCUGAUAAAUGAAAGUAACCUUAUUUAGAAUAAAAAUAUUUAUAUUUUAUAACAUAGUGCAGUACUUUUACAAAUGUUGUAUAAUGUCAACAGUUCUCUGAUCUGAAAUCAAUAAAAAAAAAUUUAAAAAAAAUCAAGCUCCAUGUGGAGAGGGGCAGGCGGUGACAUCACAUACGGUCCAUGUUCUGCUGUACCAUUAUAAAUAUUACUAGAAUGACAGGUGAGAUAAGUAAAGGCACAAAAGCAACUCACUUUUCCGUCCCUUUUGUUUUGUACAUCUUUGAGAAUCAAAUUCAACAGUGAAAUCACUUUAACCAGGUCAACAGUGAACUGAAGGCAAAAAUACAAUUUCAAACUUUGCUUUGAUGUCUGCGCUCCCCCUCCAUCCCUGUUGCCAUGGAGACGAGUUGCCUGGUUUCAGGCUGAAUGGGAUGGCUCGGAGGCGGAGCUCUCCAGAUGGUAGUAACCCAUCCCCUCACCACAGAUCUCCAGGGACCCCCUCAUAAGAGAGAACCAUCUCUGUGUUUAGUAUGCAGCGGACGACUUCUUACUAUGAGAUGCUAUUAUGGGAUGCCUAUUUAUAAGGCUUCUUCAGAGUCAGAUGAGGCCCCCCAAAAUUCUCUCUCUUGGCUUGUUUGCAGAUCAUCACAGAGGGAGAACAAGACCCCUCCCCUCUCAGACGUCCAUGUCUGUUUUCCACGCCAUGAUAAACAUGUUGUUCUCGGCUGCACGCCGCCAUCUUGCUCAUCGGGUUCUCUGCUGUGGAGUCAAUGUCAAAGUGCAGUCAGCGUUGGCUCACUUUGAAUAAAGCUGAAGCUUCAGUUGUAUCAUUUCUAGUGACAUUUAAUUCAUACUUUUUUUGUUUACAAUCCCAUCAUCUCAUUUUAAAUCCGUUGUGUCUUGUUUUUCACUCGCCUUACGAUGUAUUUUUCCUGUUAUUUGGCUUAUAUUUUUCUAAAGAAUCUCCUUAUUGUUUUUGUUUUACACAAUAAAACUGUUCCUAUGAAUGGCAGCAGAUUUUUCCAUUCAUUUUUGUCUUAUGUCAACCUUCCCUCAAAUUGAAUAUUUUCAU